AUGGCAGAUGUCCCGAGUUUCAAUUUUGAUGGAGUUUUGAUGACUUGUGAUGCAUCUCAGAAUGGCGCCGAUACCGAUAAUGUGGCACCUUUGCCUCAUUUUCCGUUUACUUUGAAUUCAGCUUCGCAAAGUGAUGCAUGUCAAAAUGGCGCCAAUAUUGUGGUGCCUUCGCCUCAUCUUCCAUUUAGUUUUAAUUCAGCUUCACGAAUGGAGCCACUGAGAAUGGGCAACUUCAAUACCUCAUCAUUCAACUGGACAGAUCACAGAUCCUUCAUUAUACACAAGGGUUCAAUGAGGACUUGGACUCGAAUACAAACACUGUCACCAACUCUUCCGCAUCCCUCUGAGGCAUUGGACUCGAAUACAAACCCAUCGCCAACUCUUCUGGACCCCUCGAAUAUCUGUUCUCCAAGUCCUGCACAAGGCGCAUCAGAAACCCUACCUGACAAUGAUGACCCCAAUCUCACUCCAGUUUCUUUCACUGACCGCAUGAUGGAUAGAGGUAAUAAUUCCUCUUGGGCUGCUCGUAACCCCACCCAUCCAGUGAUUGCUACGCGGUCCAAUGGUGGUGGACGCCUCACCAAAGCUCAAAAAGCAUCUCAUGCGCUGAAGACUGCACAGAACAAGGAACAGUCAAAGGCCCUUCAAGAAGCUAUCACACAGUUUGUCCAGGAGCAAGGGAAGAAACUUCACGACUCAGCGCUCGCUCACCACGUCUCCGACGACCACGUCAAAAAUUUGAUUGGCCUUGAAACUCACUACAAGAAGGCACGCGAGCUGCAGCUUCGAAACGCCCUUGUCCAUGCCAAAUCCAAAGAAGUCAAUGAAGGUCUUGUGCACAGCCAGAAGUACACCAUGGCUGAAAUUCAAAAAAUGGUUGCUGAUGAUCCCAACAUGCCCAACCUGUCUCGCGAGCAGAAGAAGGAUUUUAUCAAGCAACUGAUGGAUUACCUGAUGGAUGGUGUGUUGAAGGAGUGUCAUGCGCUACAGGACAGAACUGGAAUCUAUGCCACAGUUCUGAUGGUUCAGGGACAUGUUAACGAUCAAAUACAGUCGACGUGGAUUGUGACAGACAAUGCAUCAGAGUUUUGGGAGGAUUGGAUGGAGGUGGCUCUUGACGACAUGGCCCGUCAGUUUGAGGAAUGGGCGUGCAUUCAGAAAAAAAGGAAUCAUGCAUGGACAUGA
Molecule: messenger RNA, 1185 nt
Organism: Suillus subalutaceus
Lineage: Eukaryota; Fungi; Basidiomycota; Agaricomycetes; Boletales; Suillaceae
Exons: 8
Coding region: 1-1185 (394 amino acids)
Source: RefSeq, a predicted model, not a curated record